AUGCAUCAAGACAGGCGAGCUACCACAACUGUUCAUCAGACAAUUGGUCCAAGGAUCGUCGACUUCACCUGCCUUUAUGACGAUUUGGUCUGGUUUUCUCUGAAUAUCUUCGACUUUAUUGGGUCGUCAGAGUCGAACGUUAGUUCGGCCAGUCCACUACCCACCUUUGAGACAUUCAUCAAGCCAGCUAGCAUCUUCAGUUUGCCUGGUUCAGUGCUUCGUGUGUGUCGGCAUCUCCUUCGUCUUGGUAUAGAUGGAACCGAUAAGGAUGCCCAAUCAACUCAGAAUAUUCCCUUCUCGACUGAAAAUUCUAGUUCAAAUGCCCGACUCUCUUCUACUUCUACCGUGAGCUCCACUUUCAGUGGAGCUAAAAUUGAUUCAAAAUAUUAUCUACCCGUAAAUCCAGGAGCACUUCAACUGGCUGAUUACUCUAGGCCAAACCAGAUAAUGGCU
Protopolystoma xenopodis is the source of this 453-nucleotide messenger RNA. NCBI's taxonomy places the organism in Eukaryota, Metazoa, Platyhelminthes, Monogenea, Polystomatidea, Polystomatidae. The record is from the annotation of a GenBank genome assembly.